UACAUAUAGUAAACAUAGCGAUUCAUGAUUUCUAUUGAAAUCAAGUAAACCUCGGUUUUAGCCUGAAAAUCCCCAUCUGCUCCUUUCUGGAUUACAGUACCGUUAUCAUGAUGUGUGUCAAAUGAGAGCUCUUUAACAUCUUCACUCAGUCAUUUUUUUCACGUGGAUUUCUUACAGAAUUUUACAGAAUUAUAAAGAAAAUGUUGCUGUUUUUUAUCUUCUCGUUAAGUUUAAAUGCUGUGUUUGGUGAGGAAGUUUCAGUGCUGGAGGGAAAUGUAGUCUCAUUUAAAACUGGAGUUACUGACAUGCGUAAACUUUAUCUGAUCUGGUUGUACAGAGAUGGUAUUAUAGCUAAAAUGAAUGAAGGAAAUAUUAAUUUGUAUGAUACUGAUGAUGGGAUAUUUGAAGACAGACUUCAGUUGGACAAUCAGACUGGAUCUCUCACUAUCAGCGAUAUCAGAACCAAACAUGCUGGACCUUAUCAACUAAAAAUAAUCACAAAUGAAACCUUCAUCAAAACAUUCAGUCUUACUGUACAGGAUGUGUUUUUUGCUGGAGUAGAAAACAAAAGAGAAGGAGAUUCGGUCACAUUAAACACUGGAGUGACUGAAAUAAAGAAACACAAUCUAAUGAAGUGGAUGUUUGGACCUUCAAAUCCAGACAUUCGUCUAGCUGAAAUCAUCAUAAAUCAUAACAUCUCAUGCGAUUUUAAUGAGAGAUACAGAGACAGACUUCAUGUGGAUCAUCAGACUGGAUCUCUCACCAUCAAAGAACUCAAAACUACAAACACAGGAGUUUAUCAACUACAGAUCUCCAACAGCAAAGAGACCAUAUACAAGAGAUACAAUGUGUUUGUGGGUAAGAUCAAAUCUUUUAAGUUUCCUGAUGACUGA
Messenger RNA from Misgurnus anguillicaudatus (oriental weatherfish), 893 nucleotides. The record is from RefSeq and is a predicted model, not a curated record. Lineage: Eukaryota; Metazoa; Chordata; Actinopteri; Cypriniformes; Cobitidae.